AUUUUGCUUCCGGAGCGGCGGCGGCGGCGGCGGAGCGAGUAAGGCGGCCGGUCCGUCAGCACGGAAGGAGCCGCCUGGCCGGCGGGGACGAUCCAAGGCAGCCGCCUCCGAAGUCAGGCUCGGUGCUGAAACGCCUCCUUGCCGCCUGCGGGGAAGUUCCGGCUUUUGAAAGGAGGCUCCCCCGGAUGGCUCCAUCCAACGGUUUGGCGCCUGACUGGAUCCCCGGCAAGCCCAGCGGUGCCUAAAGGAGAGGCGAUAAGUAGAAGGUAGGGGCGAGUGCGGCCUCAUCCCCACCAUGUUUUGGAAGUUCGAUCUGAAUGCAACGUCCCACGUUGACAGACUGCUGGAGAAAGAGGACGUGACUCUGCGCGAGUUAAUGGACGAAGAUGACGUCCUGCAGGAGUGCAAAGCCCAGAACCGGAGGCUGGUGGACUUCCUCUGCCGGCAGCCGUGCAUGGAGGAGCUGGUGCAGCUGAUCAGCCGCGAGCCUCCCCUGGACGUGGACGAGAAGGUCCGCUUCAAGUACCCGAACACGGCCUGCGAGCUGCUGACCUCGGAUGUGCCCCAGAUCAGCGACCGGCUGGGGGGAGACGAGGCCCUGUGGGACGUCCUCUACGGCUUCUUGGACCAGGAGCCUCCCUUGAACCCCUUGCUGGCCAGUUUCUUCAGCAAGACCAUUGGCAGCCUUAUCGCUAGGAAAGCUGAGCAGGUGGUUUCGUUCCUGAGGAAGAAAGCCGAGUUUGUGGACCUGGUGCUGAAGCACCUUGAGACGUCCGCCAUGAUGGACCUCCUCUUGCGACUGGUCAGCUGUGUGGAGCCGGUCCCCCUUCGCCAGGAGGUGCUGCAGUGGCUGAAUGAGGCAAAGCUGGUCCAGAGGCUGGUGGAGCUGAUCCGCCCUCACCAGGAGGAAGACAGACAAUCCAAUGCUUCUCAAACCUUGUGUGAUAUCAUCAGGCUGAGCAGGGAUCAGAGCAACCAGCUCCAGGAGGCGGCCGACCUGGACCCUCUCCUGGCAUCCCUGGAGUCACAGGAGUGCGUGGAGCAGCUCUUGAAGAACGUGUUUGACGAGGGGUUGACGGAGACCUGCAUUGUGAAUGGGACGCAAGUUUUGCUGACGCUGCUUGAGCCGAGGAGAGCUGGCUUGGAGGGCCUUUCUGACUCCUUCUGCCAGGGGUUUGAAAAGUUUCACCCUGUCAAUAGCGGCAUCUUGCAGGGCAUUGAGCCACGCCUGAAGGACUUCCACCAGCUGCUGCUUCACCCCCCCAAGGUGGCUCCUAUCCUGACGACCAUCGGGAUCCUGGAGGAGCCCCUGGGCAAUGCUCGUCUUCAUGGCGCCCGCUUGGUCGCCGCCCUUCUUCACACCAACACGCCCAGCAUUAACCAGGAGCUGUGCCGGCUUAACACCAUGGACCUGCUGCUGGACCUGUUUUUCAAAUACACUUGGAAUAACUUCUUGCACUUCCAAGUGGAGCUCUGUGUCACAGCCAUCCUGAUGCACUCAGUGCCUGGAAGCAAGCUGCUCGCGGAAAACAAUGAGGGGACGGAUGGAAACGUCUCCUGGGAAAAUGCUGAAGCGCCAGAGAACCUCACACUGACUCACCUCUUCCAAAAGUGCUGCUUGGUGCAGAGGAUCCUGGACGCCUGGGAGGCCAACGACAAAAUCCAGGCAGGAGGAGGGAUGAGGCGUGGCAACAUGGGCCACCUGACCCGGAUCGCCAACACCGUUGUGCAAGCUGUGGAGAAAGCGCCCCCUGGGCACAGCCAGGCCAGGGAGUUCAUCAUCAGAGGCCUUCCGGAAGACUGCCGAGGCCGCUGGGAGAGCUUCGUGGAGGAGACUCUGGUGGAAGCCAACCGAAGAAACACUGUGGAUUUGGUGACGGCCCACCACCUGCACUCCUCCAGCGAAGACGAGGAGGCCAAGGCCGCCUUUCCCAGUGAAGUCUCUCUCCAGCAGGUAGCUCCCUCUGGGGGGGAGGGCUCCCUUGGCCAGUCCCUGCUCCGCUGGCUCGCUUCUGAGGCCAUUCCGGGGCGCCCCCGGUUCCAUCUUCGCUCGUGGCCUUGGGGAGAGCUGGCAGGUUUCUUGCGGGGGGAGGGGGGCUCCGAAAGCGGCCCCUCAUGGCCUUUCUCCCCCAUCUAUUCCAGUGCCCCUUUUGACCGGAUCGCAGAGAUAAACUUCAGCAUUGCUGUAGAUGAUGACAGUGCCAGCGCAUCCCUCUUUGAAACCUGCUGCAGUGAACGCAUCCAGCAAUUCGAUGACAGCGAGGGGGAGGAGGAGGAGGAAGAGGAGGAGGAGGAGGAUAUUUGGGAGGAGAACGACGUAAACUACGCAGCCCAAGCCAAAUCAAGGUCGCGCUUUGGAGGACUUCAUUCUGUGGAAGGUUCAGGCAAAGGUAGCCUAGAAAAUGGGGAACAUGGUGGCGGCAUCGACUCUGGGGAAGAAGAGGCUGAGAAGGGGACAGCUGUCCAUGCUGAGGACCCCUGGGAGGCGGACAACCAGGCCGCGGAUCCCUCCUCUGAAGGGCCUGGGUGGAGGACGGCCGCUGAGCCCGUGAAGUCCAAGCCUCCAGCCUCUUGGGUGGCCACAGACAUCGGGUCCAGCGUGUGGGAUUCCGUAAUGCCUGGCCCGAAGGCUCCCGAAGAGCGAGGCUGGGCCCAGUUCCCGGACUUCCAACCCUUCUGCUGCUCCGAAGCAGCUCCCAGGUGUAGCUCCCCGGUGGAGAACGACUCUUUGGAGGGAAGCCCCAGGCAGAGCCAGGAGGAGAACGUCAGCGCUGCCGCCUCCCCUUGCUCCUGGAAUGUCUGCGUGGCACGGAAGGCACCCUUGGUGGCCUCAGACAGCAGCUCCUCUGGCGGCUCAGACAGCGAGGAAGAGGAAGAGGCGGCCAGCGUGGUCACAGAAACCCUCAGGCCAGGUUCAGGCCAGGAAACCGCCCCGCUGACUGUGGACGCUAAGAAAGAAAAGGCCCUCUUCAUCAGCAGUAACAACUCUCUGACGGUCGACAAGCUGGCGAGUCCUCCGACAAGGGAAGCCACCCCGGCACUGGGCAUUCCUCCAAGCUCAGCUGCAGCGGCUGCCACACCGGAGGAGGCCAAGAGGGACCACAGGAACGAGGAGCCCCACCCGGGAACCGAGGCCCCGCUGAAAGGUCCCGCUUGAUGAGGGGCGGCCCGGAAAGUGCCUGACUACAGCUGGGCUGCCCACAUCUCCCUUGUCAUCCAGGCUGCCUUCAGAGAGGACAGAGAGUAGAGAGCAGGCCCCCCUCUUCAGCCCGCAUCCCCCCCGUGGCUCAAGGGCAGCGUGAGCUCCUCUCCUCUCCCCCUCCAGCUCCUUCCAGCCAUGACUGGCCGGCCCGGUGCCCAUGCUUGGCUUGGCUCUUGGGGGUGGGGGGAAGGGCGGGCCUUGUCUGCUCUCCUGGACUGGCCCAGGGACGUUGGGACGAAGAAGGUGGCGUUGGAACUUCCCCGCCAGCUUUUCAUCAAGCAAUAACGCCUCAUCCAAAAGGAGGUUGGGGCAGGGGAGCAACGGGCAGCUGGUGCCCUGAAGGACGGGAUCUCUUGUGACUCUUGGGAGGGAGGGAGGGAGGGAGGGACGGAAGUCAGCCAGCAUCAGCCCUGGGAACCAAGGUGACCUUGCAAGGAACGAGGUCCUGGGGUGGGUGUGGGGUGGGGGGGGGGGGUCUCUGGAGACCCUCCCCUUUCACGUAGAUGAUUGGUUUUCCUUUGGUUCGUUUAAUUUUGAAAAAAUUUUAAUAGAAGCAAGAACUGCAACACUUUGCACUUUGGACCUCAUGCCAACCUUGAACAUUGGAAGAGACCUUUGAGGAAGCCAUGCCAGUAUGGCCUGGCAAUGCCCGAGGAGCGUGAGCCAUGCCCUAGACACGAGAUGUGGACCCCAGGGCAGCUGGGGCAGGGGCAGGCUCUCCCCCCCUCCCCAGCAUAAGAAUGGCAGGGGGCUGAGCUGCUACAGAAUCAAGACUGUGAUUUGGGGCCCUGAGCCGUCGUCGGAUGGAAUUGGCUCCUUGGUGCCCCUCCUGGUGUUUCCCAAUGGCUUUGUGCAGCCACCUGCUCCUUGCCAAACCUCAGUGGGACUUGAUCCUCAGCACUGGCAUGGCUGGGCGGGGGGGGGGGGGGGCAAAAUCAGAUACUUUGGAAUGAAAAACUGGAGCUUUUCUGGAGCGGGUGAAGAAAGGGAGCUUAAAUCUGUCCCGGUUACAGUCCACCCCCACCACCCCCAAGAUAACAAUGCUCUGUUUUUAGGGAAAAAAACUCUCAAUGUCUGUUGUCCCGUGUUUUUUGCAGAUUAAAGGGUUGGUCAGAGGCCUUUGAGGAACAAGGCCAGCCCACUUUUCUCCCACUCUGUGAGCUGUGUGGUUUGUGGUCAGGGAAUUGGUGGAUGGAAGCCACGUCCUGGGUGUGUCAUUUAAUGAGCUGAAAAUUGUUUUUUGGAUUUUUUUUCCAGUGAAGGGAUGUGGUUCUACACCUUCAAAUCUGUUAUUUUUGCAAUUGCACAACAUUUAGCUUGGAAUGGUAAAUCCACAUCUGAUCAUAUAACCCUCAAAAGUAUUUUGUAACCCAAGUACUGUUUAUUUUCUCAAAAUUACAUUUGUGCUACAAAAGUUAAAGAUUUUUUUCUGCAUUAAUCUUAUCUAG
Notechis scutatus (mainland tiger snake) is the source of this 4650-nucleotide messenger RNA. The record is from RefSeq and is a predicted model, not a curated record. NCBI's taxonomy places the organism in Eukaryota, Metazoa, Chordata, Lepidosauria, Squamata, Elapidae.